Molecule: messenger RNA, 2595 nt
Organism: Monodelphis domestica (gray short-tailed opossum)
Lineage: Eukaryota; Metazoa; Chordata; Mammalia; Didelphimorphia; Didelphidae
Biological process (GO): regulation of transcription by RNA polymerase II
Cellular component (GO): PcG protein complex; transcription regulator complex; chromatin
Molecular function (GO): RNA polymerase II cis-regulatory region sequence-specific DNA binding; DNA-binding transcription factor activity, RNA polymerase II-specific
Source: RefSeq, a predicted model, not a curated record
AGUUCUGUCAGUUUGCGCCAGUCACGAACGCUAUAGCGCGGUUGCGUAUGCAUCUGAGUCGCCAUGACUGUGUUGGUUCCUUCUGGAGGGGAUCCGGGUUUGCUUCCGGUGCAGUCGGAGGGCCUCCGAACAGUACUCCUCAUGAACUGUAUGCAGAUGUCCAUCUUGAAUCUGAAGGGAAUUGGCUCCCCUCUGGGAAUGUAAAUCUGAAGCCCAGUGUUGCAGUACCAAAUAGAGAGAUGUUGGCCCUGAAUAAGAUGAUGUCUAUUCCCCUGUGCCCCUAUAUCCUGAAUGUACAUGAACAAGACAAAUUAUUAAAAGGUUCUCUUAAGGAACAGAUUACCGUGGUAAAAAGAGAGAAAGUCAAUCCUGAGACUUCUCGCCAGAACUUCAGAUGUUUUCCAUACCCAGAGAAGGCUGGGCCCCGAGAGGCUGUAAACCAGCUUUGGGAACUCUGCCUUCAGUGGCUAAGGCCAGAGAUUCACACAAAGGAACAGAUCCUGGAGCUGCUGGUACUAGAGCAACUUCUGACCAUCUUGCCCAGUGAGAUCAGGAUUUGGGUAAAAUCACAGCAUCCACAGAACAUUAAGGAGGUGAUCACCUUAGUGGAGGAUUUGACCCAAAUACUGGAAGAGGAAGCUCCAAGUUCUCAAGAUCCUGCUAUUCUCCAAGAGGGAAGCUUAGAGAAAGAAAACUCAACAGUGCUCCCAUUAGCCAGAUUUCAGGAAUCAGUGACAUUCAAAGAUGUGGAUCCAGAUUUCACUUUGGAAGAGUGGGCUCAACUGGCUCCUGUUCAGCAGGACCUCUAUAAGGAAGUACUUCUGGAGAACUAUAGGAAUCUGGUUUUUCUUGGGCUUUCAGUUCCCAAACCAGAUGUGAUCUCCCAGUUGGAACGUGGGGAAAUGCCAUGGAUGUUGGAGAGUGAAGCCCCAAGGACCAUCUGUCCAUAUUUUGAUACUUUGCCUGAUGCAAAGGAGCCACUUCCAAGGUUGGAAACUUCUAUAGAAAAGCUGUCUCAGAGGGCAAUAAUGGAAAGACCUAUAAGACACAGUUCCUGGGCCUUCAGAUUAGGAGAAACCUUUAAAUUUCAAGGCACAGUAGUGAGGGAGCAAAGCCAACAGGAGAAUCAUUUGACACAAGUAAUGAUUACACCUGACAAAACUCUAAGUAAGGAAGAAGCCUCUGAAAGUAAUGAGUCUGGGAGACACUUAAGUCUGAGAUCAAUUCUAAUUACACCACAGAAAGUUCCUAUAGUAAAUAGUGUCUAUAAAUAUAAUAUGCAUGAAAAGUGUUUUAAAGAUGAUUCCCAACUAACUAAAUGCCCCCAAAUCUAUACAGCUCAGAAACCUUUUAUGUAUAACGAAUUUGAAAAAGCCUUCAGGCAUAUUUCACAACUGAAACUUCGCUAUACUCAUCAUUCUGGAGAAAAAUCCUACAAAUGUAAUGAAUGUGGGAAAGCCUUCACCAAAUGGGCAAACCUUACUCGUCAUCAGAGAAUUCAUUCUGGAGAAAAACCCUAUAAAUGUGAUGAAUGUGGAAAAGCUUUCACACAAAGGACACACCUUACUCAGCAUCAGCUUACUCAUAUUGGAGAGAAACCAUUUAAGUGUAAUGAAUGUGGAAAAGCUUUUUUCCAGCGGAUACACCUUACCCAACAUCAGCAUACUCAUAUUGAAGAAAAACCAUUUAAGUGUAAUGAAUGUGGGAAAGCCUACAGCUACAUUUCACAGCUUAGUCUACAUCAAAGAAUUCAUUCUGGAGAGAAAUCUUAUAAAUGCAACGAAUGUGGAAAAGCCUUUACCAAAUGGGCAAACCUUACUCGACAUCAGAGAAUCCAUUCUGGAGAGAAACCCUAUAAAUGUAAUGAAUGUGAGAAAGCCUUCUCACAGAGGGCACACCUUACUCAGCAUCUGCUUAUUCAUAGUGGAGAAAAACCAUUUAAGUGUAAUGAAUGUGAGAGAGCUUUCAGCCAGGUUUCACAACUUAAUCUUCAUCAAAGAAUUCAUACUGGAGAAAAACCUUAUAAAUGCAAUGAAUGUGGGAAAGCCUUCACUCAACGGACAAUCCUUACCCAACAUCAGAAAAUUCAUUCUGGAGAGAAACCCUUUAAAUGUAAUGAGUGUGGGAAAGCCUUUACCAAGCGUUCAAACCUUACUCAACAUCAACAUAUUCAUAUUGGAGAGAAACCAUUUAAGUGCAAUGAAUGUGGGAAGGCUUAUAGCUACAUUUUACAGCUUAAUAUUCAUCAAAGAAUUCAUUCUGGAGAGAAACCCUAUAAAUGUAAUGAAUGUGGUAAAGCCUUCACCAAGCGUGUAAUCCUUACUCAACAUCUGAAAAUUCAUUCUGGAGAGAAACCCUAUAAGUGUAAUGAAUGCUGUAAAGCUUUUACCAAGCAAGCAAACCUUACUCGACAUCAGAGAAUUCAUUCUGGAGAGAAGCCUUAUAAAUGUAAUGACUGUGGCAAAACCUUUACCCAAAAACCAAACCUUACUCAACAUCAAAGAAUUCAUACUGGAGAUAAGGUCCUUGCACAUGGUAGAUGUGUAAUUAAUGUUUGUUAAAUUGAAGCAAAUUAAAAUAUUUUGCUGAAAUCUA